Molecule: messenger RNA, 1864 nt
Organism: Benincasa hispida (wax gourd)
Lineage: Eukaryota; Viridiplantae; Streptophyta; Magnoliopsida; Cucurbitales; Cucurbitaceae
Product: cytochrome P450 714A1-like
Molecular function (GO): heme binding; monooxygenase activity; iron ion binding
Source: RefSeq, a predicted model, not a curated record
GAAAAAGGAAGAGCAUAAGAAGAAAGAAGGAGAAAAAAGCUUAUGUUUUCAAUUACUAUGGAGGGGUCUAUAGUUUGUGGUUUCAUCUCGGUUUUUCCGGUGGCAGUUACCGUCACGGUGGUGGCGAUAUUGGUCCAUUUGUACUUCUACGGGGCAUGGAGGAGGACGGCGGAGGUGAGGAGAAAGUUAAGAGCACAAGGCGUGACAGGGCCACCGCCGUCGAUUCUGUACGGUAAUUUGCCGGAGAUGCAAAAGAUCCAGUUGCAGACGGCGGCUAUGGCUUCUCCGCCGCAUCGUGCGUCGGCGAUUGUCGCUCAUGAUUAUACUUCCACCCUCUUUCCCUAUUUCGUCGAGUGGAGAAAGCAAUACGGGCCAUUGUACACGUACUCGACAGGGACGAGGCAGCAUCUGUACGCCAACAAGGUGGAACUUGUGAAGGACUUGAGCCUCUCCAACAAUCUCAACUUGGGGAAGCCUUUCUAUGUCACCAAAAAGCUUGCUCCCAUUCUUGGCCAUAGCAUCGUCCGCUCCAACGGCGCCAUUUGGGCGGUGCAGCGUAAGAUCAUCGCCCCCGAGUUCUUCAUGGACCGUGUCCGGGCCAUGGCGGUGCUCAUGGCUGACGCUGCGUCAUCUCUGGUCGAAAAAUGGGAGAGCAGGAUCGGAGACGGAGCGAGCGUCGAGAUUGAGGUCGAUGAGGAUCUAAGAGGGUUCUCAGCAGAUGUCAUUUCUAGGGCUUGCUUUGGGAGCUCAUAUGAGAAGGGGAAGGAGAUUUUUUCCAAGCUUAGGGACCUUCAGAAGUUGAUUAGUGAAGGGAGCUUUCUGUUUGGUUAUAGUUCUUUGAGCGACAGAUUUUUGCAACCAAGGAAACACAAAAGAAUAAAGAAGUUGGAGAAGGAGAUCGAGUCAUUAAUAUGGGAGACGGUUCAACAGCGCCAAAAGGAGUUCUCUAAAACCUCCUCAUCGGAGAAGGAUUUGUUGCAGCUGAUAAUGGAAGCAACCACCAAUGACCCAAAUGUGGGAGCCAAUGACUCUUCCAAAAACUUCAUUGUUGACAAUUGCAAGAGCAUCUACUUCGCCGGUCAUGAGUCCACUGCGGUCGCCGCCACUUGGACCUUGAUGCUCCUCGCCCUCCACCCCGAAUGGCAAGAUUGUAUCCGCUCCGAGUUCGCUCACGCUUGCCCCGACGGUCGCCCCGACACAACCGUGAUUUCUAACCUCAAAACGGUGAGUAUGGUGGUUCAUGAAGCGUUGCGAUUAUACCCACCGGCAGCAUUUGUGGCGAGGGAGACAUUUGCCGACACGCGACUUGGGAACGUGGUAGUUCCAAAGGGUGUUUGCUUAUGGACUUUGAUUCCGACGCUACACAGAGAAGUCGAAAUAUGGGGAGAAGAUGCGAAUGAGUUCAAGCCAGAGCGGUUCAAAAACGGAAUAGCCAAGGCGUGCAAGUUCCCUCAAGCGUAUGUGCCAUUUGGGGCAGGUCCUAGACUAUGCUUGGGAAAGAACUUUGCAUUAGUUCAAUUGAAGAUCAUAAUUUCUCUUAUAGUUUCCAAGUUUAGGUUUUCAUUAUCUCCUGAGUAUUGCCAUUGUCCUUCCUAUAGAAUGAUUGUGGAGCCUGCAAAUGGUGUGAAAAUUGCUUUCCAAAGGCUUUGAAUUAGGGUUUAGGGAAUGUGUAAAUUAUAUUAAAUGAGGUUAAUUUAGUUUAGGGUUAUGUUGGGUCAAGUUUUAAGAAGUUGGAGUGAUAUGUUUGGUAUGUGUGUUUAUUUAUCAUCUGGUACAAGUUUGUUAGUUAUACAAGGCUACACAAAUAUAGAUUAUAGAAACUUACUUUUGAUUCGCUAUACUAUAAGCUAAUUUCACAUUUUUA